CCGGCGGGUGCGAGCGGCAGAGCCGAGCGGCGCCGCGCCGAGCCGGGAUGCGGGAGCCGGGCAUGGGGUAGCCGCGCCGCCCUGCCGCGCUCCCCACCAUGUAGGCGAGCCCCGGGCGCCGCGCACAUCGCUCCCCGCCGCCUGCACCGCGUUCGCACCGGCCCGGGGGACCAUGCGGAGCGCCCCGGUCUCCGGGCUGCUGCCGCUGCUCCUGGGACUGCGGCUGCUGCUGGGCGGCGGCGCCGCGGCUCAGUACUCCAGCGACCUGUGCAACUGGAAGGGGAGUGGCUUAACCCACGAGUCUCACAGGAAGGAUGUGGAACAGGUCUACCUCCGCUGUUCUGAAGGGUCCAUAGAGUGGAUGUACCCCACGGGAGCACUCAUAGUCAACCUGCGACCCAAUAUCUCACCUGCCUCUUACAAACACUUGACUGUUUGCAUAAAGCCCUUCAAAGACUCUGCAGGAGCAAAUAUUUAUUUGGAAAAAACUGGAGAACUGAAACUCUUGGUCCGAGAUGGAGACCGCAGCCCCAGCAGAGUGUAUUGCUUUGGCUACGACCAGGGGGGUCUGUUUGUGGAGGCCACUCCUCAGCAGGACAUUAGCAGGAAGAUCACAGGCUUCCAGUACGAAUUGAUGAGCAAGGGGAUAGCAGCUGAUUUGCACACAGCUUCUGCUCCCUGCCGACCCUGCAGUGACACUGAGGUGCUCCUGGCUGUCUGCACUAGUGAUUUCGUGAUCAGAGGCUCCAUCCAAAACGUAACGAACGAGGCAGAAGAGCAAGAAUCCAUCAUUCACGUCGGUGUCAGCAAACUGUACAGGCAGAAGAGCAAAGUCUUCCAGCUGACAGGGGAGAGUGGGAACUGGAGAGGACAAAUAAAGACCUUGCUGGAGUGUGGGGUGAAGCCAGGAGAUGGAGACUUCCUUUUCACGGGACGUAUGCACUUUGGGGAGGCCAGGUUAGGCUGUGCCCCUCGUUUCAAAGACUUCCAAAGGAUGUACAAAGAGGCAAAAGACAAAGGGCUAAACCCAUGUGAGAUUGGCCCAGAUUGAAACCCCCUGUUUGGCCGAAGAUGGCUUUUAGCAUUUGGCCAGGAAUGUUUCCUGGCUGCAGUGGAAACUCUGAACAAACGUGGUAAGUGAGGCUGGGCAAAGAUGGAGGCUGAGACCCCCCAGCCUGCUCACAGACUCAUGGAAGCAACAGAGGUACGAGCUCAGAGGGCUGCCAAGCAAGAAAGGCUGGAUUUUUAACCAAUCUUCUCCUUAUGAAUUAAGUUAUUAUAUUUUUUUAGUGACUUCCUUAGGAAAACAAACAAAGAAAACUCCCAUGUCUUAAUAAAAGAAAAACCCAAAUGAAAGCCAAGAUGCCUUUGUAUCUUUUUAAUACUAAUUUUUAAAAAUGUCUUAAGCUGAUGUAGCAUUUGGUAUGGCAUAUUCUGUAUAAAUGGCCAAGAAUGUGAUAGAGCACGGUAAAACAUCUUAACAUUGAUGCUUUGUAAAAAGCUUGGUGUACAAUUCAAAGUUGUUUCUUAUGACAGAAAUUUAUGGAGCCAAACUCUUAUGUGUGUGUGUUGUUUUUUUUUUUUUUUAUUUGAAAGAAUGUACAACAGCCACCUGCAAUUUUUUGUCCAGGCUGGCAAAUUCUUUCCAUUCCAGAGAAAUAAAGGUCCCUGGAUUUGACACAUGCUGUUUAAAAUCUUUCAUUUUUUUCCUUUCUUCUUAAGGCUGAUUUCAGCUAGUCCAGAUGUGCUCAUAGAUCAGUUCUGGGCUGCUCACUUAUUUGUGGCUUUGCUGAGCAGAACCAGAGUUCCUGUGAGGCAUUGGGAACCACAGUUUUUUUCAAAGGGGAAGCAAGAGCUAUUUUUGGAGAUUUUUAGACAUGUGUGCAGGCGAGGCUUUGAGCGUUCUCUCUGAUGCCAGUGGAGUUAUUUUGGGACCAGCUCCAAAGGCAGGCUGACCCUUUUUUUUAGCUUGAAGCUUUUAAGUGUGGUAGCUUGGCAUGAGGUGGCUGUUGAUGCCUGUGAGUCCUGGGGGACGUGACCAGGCCACUUGUGAGGAAUCAACACUUGAAUCAGGCUGUGACCUCUGCAGGCACUGUCCCGAGGAGCUCUCCCCUCUCCUCAGUCCCCAGGGCCUGCAGGGCAUCACUGAUGGUGCCUUCACGAGGAUUUUAAUCUCUUGCCAUGUUCAUUCUUCAGCAUUCUCCACCACUUUUAUUUUAGGCUGUCAGCUACUUUAAAUAAAAAGUUUCUACUCGG
Lonchura striata (white-rumped munia) is the source of this 2256-nucleotide messenger RNA. RefSeq names its product meteorin like, glial cell differentiation regulator (gene METRNL). The record is from RefSeq and is a predicted model, not a curated record. NCBI's taxonomy places the organism in Eukaryota, Metazoa, Chordata, Aves, Passeriformes, Estrildidae. Gene Ontology annotation, biological process: positive regulation of brown fat cell differentiation; energy homeostasis. Gene Ontology annotation, molecular function: hormone activity.